Molecule: messenger RNA, 2808 nt
Organism: Phanerochaete carnosa HHB-10118-sp
Lineage: Eukaryota; Fungi; Basidiomycota; Agaricomycetes; Polyporales; Phanerochaetaceae
Exons: 23
Coding region: 1-2643 (880 amino acids)
Molecular function (GO): ATP binding; nucleic acid binding
Source: RefSeq, a predicted model, not a curated record
AUGCGGGCGCAUAUAGUCAAUUUUCACGUUCCGGCAGCCGAUGUUUAUCGUGCCCUAUUCAAGUUUGGUGUGUUCAACGCAGUUCAAUCAACUUGUUAUGAUAAAGUGACUCCUACUGGGAGCGGAAAGACAGCUCUGUUCGAGCUCGCUAUCAUCCGUAUGCUCAUGGAAUCAAGCAACUCCGGUCGUCAGAGCAAAUGCAUCUAUGUUGCUCCCACUAAGGCAUUAUGCUCGGAGAAACAUCGAGAUUGGACGAUUAAAUUUCAAGCGUUAGGUGUUAACUGUUGCGAGUUGACAGGUGACACCGUGCAAUUUGGGAGGAGUGCUUGGGGUGAGGCGAAGAAUGCAGCUAUAAUCGUCACAACUGGCGAAAAAUGGGACAGCUUGACCAGGAACUGGGAAGAACACCAACAAAUCUUGUCGCAGAUCACGCUUUUUUUAAUCGACGAGAUACAUAUCCUUAACGAGACCCGCGGCAGCACCUUAGAAGUGGUGGUCUCACGGAUGAAGUUGCGAGGCACCUCUGUUCGUUUCGUCGCGGUCUCGGCCACCGUUCCGAACGUUCAGGAUGUGGCUGCUUGGUUAGGUAACGAGCGGAACGGCGGUUCGGCCGUUAUCAUGGAGUUCGGAGAGGAGUAUCGCCCAUGCAAGAUUGUCCGCCAUGUGGUUCCUGUGUUGAAGAAACGAGACCAGAAUGAUUUCCAGUUCCAGCGCAUAUUGGACUACAAGCUGUACGGCGUUCUUCAGCAAUACUCCCAAGAUAAGCCGGUCCUCAUUUUCUGCGCAACUCGCAAGGGCAACUUGAUGAUGACUUAUGUAGGAGUUGUUGCUUCAGCGGAGCAGCUCAUGAAGGAAUAUGGGCAAAGUCUGAAUAAGAGAGAUCGCUUACCUUGGACGAAACCUGGAGGGUUCACUACAAAUUUCUCUGCAUCAUGGCUGGCCAUUUGUGGCAUUGGCAUCCAUCACGCCGGGCUGACUUGGGACGACCGACGAGCGAUGGAGGACCUGUUCCUCAAGAAAGUGCUUCGGGUUAUUGUAGCUACAUCGACGCUUGCGGUGGGCGUGAACCUGCCUGCGCACACUGUUAUCAUCAAAGGUGUCAAGAUUUUCGCUACUGACGGCUGGCAAGAAUACUCGGAUUUGGAUAUCAUGCAAAUGAUGGGUCGGGCUGGUCGUCCGCAAUUCGACAAGGAAGGAGUCGCGAUUAUCAUGUGUGAGACCGAGCUGGAGGCCAAAUACCAAGCGCUUGUACAGGGCCGCACCUUCCUGGAGAGCUGCUUGCACAACAACCUUGCAGAGCAUAUCAAUUCUGAGAUUGGCCUCGGGACUAUCACCAACAUCAACUCUGCAAAGGAAUGGCUCCAUAGCUCCUUCCUCUUUCAACGUAUCCAGCAGAACCCUCGACAUUACGCUAUCGGCAAAGAGGGCAAUCAGACGUGGCAAGAACGCAUCGACAAUAUGGUAACGGAGAGCAUCGAACGGCUGAGAGAGAAUCAGCUUGUCGAGCUGUCGAAUGACGAUAGCUCAAUAUUAAAAUCGACUGAGUAUGGGGACAUUAUGAGCAAGUAUUACAUUCGACAAUCAACGGUACGUUUAAUGCGCUUUUCAUCGACCUAUCUAGCCCUUCACUGUUCUUUGAUAUCAAGAUUCGGGCCGGCGAGAAACAGGUUUAUAUAUGGCAAACUUAAAGCUCAUGACGAGAUACGCUUCAAGAUGAAGAAAGUUGAAAAGGCCUUAGACAAGAUCUCGUUGAUCAUCCAAGCGGUUCUUGCAGGACUCAGCUUGAACGAUGGCGAGUACAAGAAUGGAGACAACCAACCGUCUCUAGAAGCUGUGACCAUUUGGAGGCAUGUUUCUAGGAUCGCAAGAGCCAUGGUCGAGGUCGCGAUAGCGAGACAGUGCGGUGCACAAGUAAAGCACGGGAUGGAACUUAUUGAGCUGCUCAAUCGUCGCCCAACAUUCGGUCAUGAAGUGCUCGCCUUCGUCAAAUCCCUUCCCGAGUACUACAUUCAGGUCGAAGAGGUUGGCACGACACUGAGUGAUGGAGCGAGCCCUGUAGAGAUCGAAUUGUCCGUCACGGUUGGCGUAAACGAGGAUACCGGCGUCGACUCUGGAAAGUUUAAGAAGGGCAAAGCGAAGCUCAGAGACUCGACCACAAUCCUCUCACUAAACUCAGAACUCGAUUUCAUCGAUUUUCGAAGAAUUUCAACGAAAAUGCUUAAGCCUCCGAAGACGUUCACGAUCACCGCUCACUUGACGAAGCCUAGUCAAUCUGUAAUAGUGCAAAUUGCAUCUGAAACUAUCGCGGGCGUCGCCGUGACUUACACGUAUAAGCCCAAGCUGGCUUAUAGGGCGUAUCCUACAAUGAUUACCCGACCGCAAACUACUCUUGAGCGAGAUUUGGAGGGGAUUGAGGACGACGCUGCAUUCUGGGAAGCAAUGAAGGACUGGCCCUCGGAUGACGAGGAGGUUGUGAAGAAAGACCUUACCCGUAAGUGGACAGCGAUCUGCGUGCAUCGUAUAUUGAUGCUGUCCAGCAACACUUUCGUCUUCCAACGUAGCUUCUCAACCGAGCAAGCCCAAUACAACCUUGAGGCAUCUUUCAAGCCAAAGAGCGAAAGAGGGCCAGAAAGACGAGACUGAGACCGUCAGCACCUCGCCAAUGCCGAAGAUACUUCCGAACGGCAACUAUGCGUGCGUCUAGUCGCUCCCUAAACCACUGUUCUCACACGUCGUUUUAGAUGUAGUCAUCCUUGCAAAGAUAAGACUGCUUGCAAACACCUUUGGUUCGUGUAGCGCAUAGCUUUU